Molecule: messenger RNA, 4209 nt
Organism: Phyllotreta striolata
Lineage: Eukaryota; Metazoa; Arthropoda; Insecta; Coleoptera; Chrysomelidae
Source: the annotation of a GenBank genome assembly
AUGUGUACACUUAACGAAUCCCUCGGGAAAUCUUUUUGUUCGGGAAGUUGCCCGGUGUCGGAAGGAAAUAUCGUAUGUGGGGAAAGAAGGACUUUAGAUAUAAUUAACGAAUUUAAAAGACUGUAUGAGAAUAAAAUGGACGAAAUUAAUAAAGCGAAUUGCGGAGAUUGUCUACAGGAAAAGCUAAAACUUCAACAAGACUGGAUUAACGAUUUAUCGGAACAGAACGAGUUGCUGGUUAAGGCAGUAGAAGAAUUAGAGAUAGAAGCAACAGAACGGGUAAAGAUGUUAGAAGAUAAGUUGCAGAGAAGUGCCGAAUGUAUAUGCGAGGUGAUGAAGAAAUACAGAGAGACAGACGUGGCGAAUAGCAUCUUAGAGGAGCCUCGUCGGAAGAUUUUCAAUUUGGAAAACGAUGUAAAAAAUUUAUUAGAAUUUCUACGUAGGAUACGAGAGGAGCAGCAAUGGAGCACGGGCGGUCUGGUUUUUUACGAAAUUUCUGAAAAAGACCUUUUAGGAGAUAAAUGUGUGGAAGAGAUAUUAAAUGACUCGAUUCAGGAGUCUUUAAACAGUGAUUUAGUCAAGGGGAGGAAAAAAAUCGUAGAACAAGACAGGCAGCUUCAUGAUCUGGAGAGGCGAACAUCUGAGGUUGAAGAUUUAUCCAGAGAAUUGAAAUCCACACGGGAAGAAUGCGAAACCCUCCAAAAGAACAUGGCCGACAUGCGACAAGUUCUCACCGAAGAAGUGGCGGUGAAGCACGACGCGAUAUUGAAAUUGAAACGCGAGUACCAGGAGUUGGAGGAGAGGUGCAUUCAAGCCGAUAAGCAGACCGCCUUCAGGGACGACAUCAUCAAGGAAUUGAGGAAGGAAAUCAAGCAGCUCAAACAACAGGUAACAUCAGAAGAAGUCAUCAAACUGAACAAAACCAUAGAUGUUCUUCAAAGCACGCUAGAAAGAAGCAGAGCUUUGCGAGAAGAAGAAGAAAAGAACCAAAGUGAACAAACGACAAUGCAAUGUAGAAAAGUGGAGGAAUUAGAGAGUUGUAUUUGCGAAUUGCAGGAACAAUUACAGAUCAGUCAAAGUGAAUGUUGUACGUUAAUUGGUAGAAUUAACGAAUUAGAAUGUUCUCAAAAUGCAAGGUGUGAAAUUCCUAAGACGUCCGACGUUAGUGAAUUGGAAACCAAAGUAAAGGAACUGGAGGCUUCCAUUUUCAAUUUACAAUCGAAGGGAGGAAAGUUGUGUAAAGUAUGCAAACAAAGCAUGAAAGUCGGCUUCAUCGGAAACUCGGAGGUUCAAACCGACGCGCAGGAACCCGCCGGACAGGAAUUAGAAUCGCUGUUGUGCCGAGACGAGCUGAUCAAAUGCCAGAGUUGUACGUUGCAGAAAAUGCAGCAGGAAUUGGAGCGGCUCUGUCAAUCGGAGAAGGAAUUGUUGCAGGAGAAACGGACGAUUUGCAGCGAGAAUUGCUCGUUACAAGACAAAAUCGCGAUGUUGGAGAAGAAGUUGAUGGAGAAUAACGCCGUUGAAGAGGAGUUGAUGAAUAAGGAGAAGAUAAUCAAAAAACAGAGGGAAGCGUUGAGUUUGCUGCAGAAGGAAGUGGAAGGAUUGAGGAGGAAAGAGGCGGAAGUGAGAGAUGAGUGCGAGAACCGUUGUAGGAGUGUGGAACAAUUUAGAGUGAAAAUUAACGAAUUAGAAGAGGCUCUUCGUAAUGCGGAGACGCGCGGGGAUAAUUUACAAACAGCUGUGGAUUUGUACACGAAUACUUUAAAUGUACUGGAAGCAUCAGAAGAAAAGCAUAAAUUAGAAUUGGAUCAUCAGCGUACGACCAUAGCCAAUCUUCAGGAAGUGCUGAUCGCAACGAAGCACGAAUUGGAAGAGUACAAGCACAAGUACGAUGAUAAUAUGGAAGAGCACAAAAUAAUAAUAAAUCAACUAACUCAGGUUAUCGCCAGUAAUGAGAGUGAAAAGGCCGAUUUGAAAUGUGAACUUCUUGAAGUAUCCCAAAAAUACGAAAAAUUGCGGGAAAUCAACUUUGGAACGGAAAUCGAGCACUGCCACAGCCUCCAAGACGUUCAAGUAUUAGACAAUCAACUGUAUAAGUAUCAAAGUUUGUUGAAAUUCAAAGAGGAAGAGCUGAACAUUUGUAAAUGCAAUCUGAAGAAAAUGCUGAAGCAGAAGAAAAACUUCGAGAGACUGAUUGAGUAUUUUCGAACGGAAAUGAUCGCAGUCUCGCAGCAGCUUCAAAACCUACAAGAUGUUAUGAAUAUUUCCCACGAAACGACGCAGCUGGAAGUCUGCAGGCUGACGGAAUCCUUGAUGAGAGCGAAAGAAAUUAACCAGAAAUUGUUCUCUCAACUCUCCGCUACCGAGCAGAAGCUCACCCUGCAAGACCGCAGGAACCAGUUCAACCAGUCCAAAAUAAUGGAACUGGAGAGAACGAUUUGCGAAAAGGAGGUCAAUCUGCUGAAGCAUUCCGAAAUCUUAAACACCAUAAAGAACAACUUGCACUUAUCUUUACAAGAGAACAGCAAUCUGAAGGACACCAUAAAGUCGCUGAAUCAGACGGUUUUGGAGUUCGAAGAAGUUAUAAAACAAUACGAAAGCGAAUCCUUCCUGACUAAAGAAAAAACGUCGGCUUGUAAAACUCAAAUAGACAUUUGCAAGAACAAAUUGCUGGAAUUGAACGCCGUAUUCGAGCAGAAAACGAGGGAGUUUUGUUCGCUUGAAUGCGCCUACAAUCAGCAACACAAAUCCCUGAAAACCUGCCAAAUGGAGCUGAAUCGGGUGAAAGAAAAGGAAAAAACGAAGAAACAAAGUUUACAAAGGACCAUCGAGCAGCUCAAGGACCAACUAUCGAAAGCCCAAGAAGACAACAAACGGAUUAGCGAUGAUUCCAAUGCCUUGAAGGUGGAGUUCAAUAGGAAAACCUGCGAAUGCUUGACCAAAGAAGCGGAAUUGGAUCAGUACAGAAAAGUAACUGAAGAUUUGAAAUUAACACUGGAUAAUAUAAAUAAAAGUCUGAAUGGAAGAAGCAGCGAAGAUGAUACAAGCCUAUCAUCGAACUGCAAAUGCGAUUUUAAUUAUUACCUGGAAAUAAUUGCAUCUUUGAAACUGGCGGUAACACAGCUGCUGAGGAAACUAUCAGAUUCGUACGCUCACAACGAGGACCUGAAGAAACAACUGGACCACCAGCAGCACCAAUUAACAGAGGCGAUGAAAAACCACGCGGACAAAGACAGGAAAUUCAACGAAAUCAAACAGAAAUUCGUCGAAGUGGUAGAGCACACCCAAAUCGAAGAGCAACGGUACAUCGAAACGCUCAGAACGUCCCAAAGAGAAAUCCACGCACUCAGGCAAGAUCUGGACGAGAGGCUUAAGCAAAUCAACGAGAUGAACAAUACCGGCCAAGAGACGAGAUGUAAUUGUACUGGUAUCGAUAAAGAAAACGCCUGCCUCAAGGAUCAGUUGAGUCGUUUGAUGAAGCAACAACACGCAGAAAGCGCAGAGAAUGAGAACCUUCGGACGCAAAUUGACAUCGUCGAAGUGAAAAUAUCAACGUUGGAAGAAUCGAAUCGUUCGUUGAAAACCAAAAUGGAGCAGUAUUCGUCGGAUAUGGAGAGACUGAACGGGGAAAAGGAGUGUUUGCACCGGAAAAACGAGGAGUUGCUCGGCGAGCUGAAAUCGUUGAGCGCCUCGUUCGAAUCGGCCACCAGCCAAAAAAGGUACAAAGAGGAGACGAUUAGGGCGCUAGAGGACCAAUUGAACGAAGUGAAAAUUUCCCGAGACGAGAUUUGCUUCGAGAGUAAAAACGCGUUGAAUUAUUUCAAGCGUUGGUUGCAGGAACAAAAUAGAAUCAACAAGCACGUGGUAGCGAAAGAGAGGAAUUAUUGCAAAACCAUCGAUAUUUUGAAACAUCAAAUCGAGCAAGGACAAUACCAUCGCUCGGCUCGUUCCAAAGAUAUGUCGCCUCUGAUUUGCGAGGCUUCCUGCAGUUUGGGAUCCCAAGGCAACGAGUCAGUGUACAGUGGAAGUCCGCCGAUAAGCCCCAAUCCCCAAGAGGCUGAUGAUUCCGAGUUUUUCACGAUCAGUUGCAAGAAUGAUGAUUGGGACACGGAUGAAGAUGAUGGAGAAGGAUACGUAGCUCAGAUAGAGCACUUAACAAAAGUGAUGAAGAAAACGAAUGAAAAAUGGAAGGAAAAGAGCAAAAAGUAA